AUGUCGACAACAAGCAAACGAGGCUUCCUCCCGCGCGAGGGCCUUUACAUCGACCCCAUCAUAACUGGUCUACGGCGAUCCAUCCUCCAUCCGAUCUUCACAGUAUCCCUGCUACACUUACUGCGCUACCGCACAUUCACCUCCCUCGCUGCAUACGAGAGCAUCGUGCAAUUCACCGCAGCGGCCAGUGUUCUCUUGUGGCUGAAUGACUGGUUAAGCACCCAGAGCGCGAACAACUGGGUGACUGAUGAGUCCUGGGACUGGAAGAAAGAGCUGGUCGUGGUGACUGGCGGGAGUGGUGGGAUUGGCGCCGGCGUCGCACAGCGUCUGGCUGCUCGGGGGGCACGAGUUGUUGUCGUGGAUAUUAUUCCGCUGACAUAUAAAGCUGAGACCAACCGCAUCAUCUACCACAAAUGCGACCUGAGCGACGAGAAGGAAAUCGCAGCCGUGUGCGAGAAGAUCAGAUCAGAAGUCGGGGAUCCCACAGUUCUACUCAACAACGCUGGGCUCUCGCGCGGACGGACCAUAGCCGAGGGCACGUACGCCGACAACAGCAUCACCCUCAAAACGAACCUGCUCGCCCCGUUUCUCCUGACCAAGGAAUUCCUCCCCGCCAUGAUCCGGCGGAACCACGGACACAUUUUCAACGUCGGCUCGAUGAGCGCGUAUAUACCGCCGCCCGGCCUCGCAGAUUACGCCGCGUCCAAGGCUGGACUGAUUGCGUUCCACGAGUGCCUCGCACAAGAACUCCGAGCCCAGAACGCGCCCAAGGUCCGCACCUCGCUCGCCGUCCUGAGUUUCACAAAGACACCCCUGUUCAAAGGCGAGACGAACCAGUCUCAUUUCCUCAUGCCGCUUUUGCACGUCGACACCGUCGUCGAUGCCAUUGUGGAUAUCCUCGACAGCGGCCUGAGCCAGACGGUUUUCCUCCCCGGGAUAUUCCGCUACUUGGCUGGAUUGCGCGGAGCGCCGGGUUGGGUCCAGGAUUUGGUACGUGGGGGGACGAAAUCUCUCAAGGUGGACUUUAAAGGGCGGCAGAAGAUUGACCCCCAGACAGGGAAACUUGUCUAG
Messenger RNA from Aspergillus calidoustus, 1071 nucleotides. Lineage: Eukaryota; Fungi; Ascomycota; Eurotiomycetes; Eurotiales; Aspergillaceae. The record is from the annotation of a GenBank genome assembly.